Lotus japonicus is the source of this 947-nucleotide messenger RNA. Its product is annotated as 50S ribosomal protein L6, chloroplastic. Gene Ontology annotation, cellular component: ribosome. The record is from RefSeq and is a predicted model, not a curated record. Lineage: Eukaryota; Viridiplantae; Streptophyta; Magnoliopsida; Fabales; Fabaceae. Gene Ontology annotation, molecular function: structural constituent of ribosome; rRNA binding. Gene Ontology annotation, biological process: translation. The coding region runs from base 124 to 807 and encodes 227 amino acids. The transcript has 3 exons.
AAUUGCUGAUAGAAAGACUAGUAGAUAAGAUGCAACAGGUAACAAAAGAGUUAUCUUUUUAUUUUGCUUGGAUAAGGCUUUCUCCUCCUUGGGUGCGGCAUUUCGCACACUCACUGCGUAACAAUGGCUUCCACAGUCACCUCCUCAUUCCAAAUCAGCAAUUUGAAGUCUGGUUUCUUGGGUGAGAGAAAUAAAUUCAGAGGUUCAAGUGUUCCUUCUGCUGCUCAUGUUGGUUUCUCUAGAAAGACUACAGAAUGUAAGGAAUCACGGAUCGGGAAGCAACCGGUUGAUGUUCCAUCUAAUGUUACUAUCAAAUUGGAAGGGCAGGAUAUAGCAGUGAAAGGUCCUCUGGGGGAACUUGCAUUAUCUUAUCCUCGAGAAGUCUUGGUUGAGAGGGAAGAGUCAGGAGCUCUAAGAGUUAAGAAGGCCGUCGAAACUAGAAGGGCGAAUCAAAUGCAUGGGCUUUUUAGGACACUUACAGACAACCUGGUUGUUGGAGUAUCUAAAGGUUUUGAAAAGAAGCUUCAGCUUGUUGGCGUUGGGUAUCGUGCUACGGUAGAAGGAAAUGAUGUAGUCCUGAAUCUUGGAUUUUCUCAUCCUGUUAGGAUGACAAUCCCUGAUGGCCUCAAAGUGAAGGUAGAAGAAAACACGAGAAUCACAGUUAGUGGAUAUGACAAGUCUGAGAUUGGCCAGUUUGCUGCUUCAAUAAGGAGAUGGAGACCCCCAGAACCAUACAAAGGUAAGGGUGUCAAAUAUGCUGAUGAAAUAGUGAGGAGAAAGGAAGGAAAAGCAGGGAAGAAGAAGUAAUGGCCGUUCCAAUUUUCCAUUUUUAUUUAUCUCCUGUUGUUUUUCCUCGUUUCUUGGAAAUGGAAAUGUUGUGCAAACCGGAUAAUGGAAAUUCAUGUGUAUUAAGAUAAUCUAUAAUAUUAAUUGCUUAUUCGUCUCUC